Triplophysa dalaica is the source of this 2060-nucleotide messenger RNA. RefSeq names its product pleckstrin homology-like domain, family A, member 1 (gene phlda1). Lineage: Eukaryota; Metazoa; Chordata; Actinopteri; Cypriniformes; Nemacheilidae. Bases 152 to 628 code for a protein of 158 amino acids. Gene Ontology annotation, molecular function: phosphatidylinositol phosphate binding. The transcript has a single exon. Gene Ontology annotation, biological process: positive regulation of apoptotic process. The record is from RefSeq and is a predicted model, not a curated record.
UCAGCGCGCGCGCUUCAGUCAUGCAGUGGGCGGUGCGCGCGUGUGAGAAACCCCCCUGCGCGAUCAAUCCCGCUCGUCAGAGUGCUCGCAACGACCGCCCGGGACAAACGCAUCAUCAGCCACGCGUCCCAGUUCCUCACACAGCGGUUUAAUGCGCGAUCUCCGCCCGUGCGCGGGUUCCGUGGCCAUGCCGGAGUCCGGCGUGAAGGUUCUGAAGGAGGGCGUGCUGGAGAAGCGCAGCGACGGGCUGCUGCAGCUGUGGAAGAAGAAGCAUUGCGUGCUCACCGACGACGGACUGAUCCUUCACCCACCCAAACAGCACCACGACCACCAGCAUCAGCACCACCACCACGACACGGGCUGCAAGGCGAAGGAGCUCCACUUCGCCAACAUGAAGACCGUGGAUUGCGUGGAGAGGAAGGGCAAGUACGUGUACUUCACGGUGGUCAUGUCGGAGGGCAGGGAGAUCGAUUUCAGGUGUCCGCAGGACGAGGGCUGGAACGCCGAGAUCACUUUACAGAUGGUCCAGUAUAAGAACCGGCAGGCGAUCCUGGCCGUCAAAUCCAGCCGCCAGAAGCAGCAGCUGCUGGUGGUCUCUGCGCAAAAGAUGAUUCGAAACGCGCAGUAGGGCAGCAGGGAGCGGGUGAGCCUGGCCGGAGGGGGGUCGAAUUAAGGGAUUUCCCUUGCGUGAAACAAGAUGCGCAGAGCUGUGAUACCCGAUGGGCUUGUGGAUACGAGUGUCACCUUGUGCGCAUUCCCGCGCGCGGAGCGCGGACGGAUGCAUGGUCUUGCGUUUAAAGACAUCAUUGCCGUAAAGCCACCAUGCCAGCGUGGAAUGUCCCAUUAAAGAUUGUACGUGGGACACCGGGGCAAGUUGUCACAGGUUGUGUAUUGCAUACAUUUAGAUUUUACGCAUGCGCGUAAUAAGGUCAACAAAUAUUAUGUUCGACUGCAUUAGUUUUGCUUAAGACCAUUUUACACAUUUUAAUUCACUCCGAAGUGUCCAUAAACAACAGGUUUCCACUGUGACGACUUGCCCCACACAUUGUCACAAAAUGCUUUAGGGCAUAUUGUGUGUGUGUGUGUGUGAUAAAAUCCUUUACAGCAUCUAUCUGUACAUAUCUUCACUUUUUAGACCUUUCCAAGGAAACGUUCUCUCUAGAGUUUUAAUGUGAAAAUGCCUUACAUCUUCUCUGCAUCAUCGUUUGUCUGGCUGUGAGAGAGAGGCCACAUUCAUUUUCCAUUUCAGUGCACUUGCAUUUGUCAAUUCUGUGCGACUCCAGACACAUAAUCAAUAUCUGCAAGACCUGAAGGCAGAUCAGUUACGCUCCAGAACGAAUGUGUGCGGAGAUUUAAAGAGACCACCGGAGCAGGACCCCUGAAUGCUGUGUGUCAGGGAUUGUGUCUGCAGGUUAAAUGGACUCGUUUGCUGGAUGAUCGGAUCUUCGACCAUUUACCUUCAGAACUGCCCUGAACUGCCCACAUCCAUAUGUCCAAAAUGGCCAACGGAUUCAAAUGUGCUUUACAUACAUUUUCCUCUCUAUAUUGGUUUUAUAUUUAUUUGUACAUAUGUUAAACAGGUCGCGUACAUUUCAGUGAACUCUUUUCUUUUAGUUCUAUGAAAAUGCUUUUGAGAUCUUUUUUCUUUUAUUACUUGUCUAAGAUUUGCUUUUGACCAACAGUGGUUUUAAAGGUUUUUCUUUCAUUGGAAAUGAUUAAUUGUUUGUUUAAAUGUAUUUCUUUUUACAUUCAGAGAAUGUAUUUUAUCGUUUGUCAAAUUUUUGGAUGUUUCGUUGACUUACUGCUCAACACAUUUAUUAUGACAUCUGCACUGUACGUAUGAUGAUCAAUGUGUUUUGAUCAAUAUUACACAACACAAAUGUUGUUUAUUCGUCAGAAAUGUCACAGUGAUCUGUAAUGCGGACCUUAUAGAAUCCUGAGUGAGCUGUUGUUGUUUAUUAUUUGUGUGAAAAUGACUCUUUGAGGAAAUUAAAUCAUGUGUGAAGCUGAUGUGAAUGACACUUUAAUACAUUUGAAAUAUACAUUCCAUUGAAACUGAA